Molecule: messenger RNA, 888 nt
Organism: Penicillium subrubescens
Lineage: Eukaryota; Fungi; Ascomycota; Eurotiomycetes; Eurotiales; Aspergillaceae
Product: sucrase/ferredoxin-like domain-containing protein
Exons: 2
Coding region: 1-888 (295 amino acids)
Source: RefSeq, a predicted model, not a curated record
AUGCUGCGCUCAUUGUUGUCCCUUGCCCGCGGCUCCGAGCCCGACUAUGUUUUCCCCAAAGUGAAUCCCGAGGAAGAUGGGCCAGAUUGCCUGAGAGAUUGCGCGGAUUGCACGAUACAAUUCCCGGAGAAAGUGAAGAUCGAAGAUUCCAUGCCACUAUAUGGCCACAUCAAGCAGUUUCACUCGCACGUCCUGGUCGCAACGGGGCGGUCUGACUGGAAGGAGAAGGUUGGACAGGAGCGGGGGAGUCUGAUGGAGGCCUUUGAAGAUUCGUCGGCAAAGUCAAAACGGGGUCGAUACAUGGUGUCUGCGUCCAAUAUUCAACCACCAGACCAUGACGGAAAGGAGGUUGAAGCGGGCCAACCAACAACAGUCCUUAUCUUGCCCUCAUUCACAUUUGUGGACUCUGUCUCGCAAGCGGAUGUUCCCAAUCUGGUCCAGCAAUUUAUCGACACCCCUGCCGAUGAAAAGAACGGCACUGGUCAAAUUUGCAAAGGCGGAGGUAUGACCACGCGACCAUGCGAGCUGGACUACGUGAUUCUUCUCUGCUCGCAUAAGCGACGAGACGCGCGCUGCGGAAUCACAGCUCCCCUGGUCAAACGCGAACUCGAGCGACACCUUCGGCCUUUGGGAUUGGAUCGCGACGCUGAUGACUCGCGGCCCGGCGGUGCGGGUGUCUUCUUCGUUUCUCACGUUGGCGGGCACAAGUUCUCCGCUAAUGUGCUUAUUUAUCGGAAGAAGGAUCAGCAAAUGAUCUGGUUGGCGCGUGUGAGACCGGAACACUGUGAGGGAAUCGUGAAGUACACGAUACUGCAGGGAAAGGUAGUGCAUCCUGAAACGCAACUGCGGGGUGGAUUUGAUCAAAUACGGGGGUUGACAAGCUGGUGA